This is a messenger RNA of Pelagomonas calceolata, 1617 nucleotides long. Lineage: Eukaryota; Pelagophyceae; Pelagomonadales; Pelagomonadaceae. The record is from the annotation of a GenBank genome assembly.
AUGCGCUAUUGUGACUCGACUUGCCAGCACGACCACUGGCGCCGCGGCCACAAGCAGAUCUGCAAGAAAAUACACCGCGCCGGUAACGCAGAAACUUACAAUGCGGACAAAAAAUACAAGGAGACCGUCGCGGUCGCGGUCGAGAAAUGCGCGGCGGACACGAAGGGCCAGAAAUGCUACAUCUGUCUCGAGGCCGUGCAUCCGCGCACGGGAGAAGGCCUCGUGCGCGGAUGCGCGUGUGGAGAUCGUGAGGGCGUCACUUCUCCAGAACUGGGCGUCGCGCACGUGUCGUGCUUAGCGGAUCAGGCGAAGCUUUUGGUCGCGGAGGCGCUGGAGGAUAAGUUGGGUCUCGAGGCCCACCAUGAGCGGUGGAAGCGGUGGGACACGUGUGAUCUGUGCAAGCAACCAUACCAUGGCGAUGUGCGAUGCGCGCUCGGAUGGGCUUGCUACAGGACGUACGCGGGGCUACCGGAGAUGGACAUGGCGCGACUCAAUUCCCUCACAGUACUCGGCAAUGGUCUUUCAGAGCGUGACGUUGGACGCGCUGAGGAGGCGCUCUGCGUAUACGAGGCGGUAUUGAACUCUUUGCGGCGCGACAAGACCGCCACCAAACACGAUUUGCUUACGGUUCAAGCAAACAUCGCCCUUUGUCUCAACCGGCUUGGUCGCCACGAUGAGGCGUUUGCGGCUGAGACGAGCGUGUUCGCGCGUUAUAAGGCCACGCUCGGUACCGCGCACCAACAAACGAUUCUCGCCGGCCUCAAUCUCGUGGCGGGCUUGUCACAAAACAGAAAGCACGCCGAAGCUCGCGAGUUUCUGCGCAAGCACGACCUCGUCGCCACAUCGCAGCGCGUCCUCGGAGCCCAACACCCAAUUACGAUGCGACUACGCUGGGCUUCCUUCGACGCGAUUUUAUACGAUGCCGAAUCAUCAGUCCCGGACCUGGUCGAAAGCGUGACGGGCAUCGGGGCCGUUUUGAAAACCAUGCAACGCGUCUACGGUCCCGCGCAUCCCGAGACCAAGAAGGUCCAGAUCACCCUCGACCGAGCAAAAUCAUCACUCGCCGCGGCCCGCGGGGGGCCUUUUGAUCCCCCUUUGCCGCCCGGCUGGGAGGCGGCGCGCGACCCCGCGAGCCAUGGCCGACCCUACUUCUUUGAACGCGCGACGGGGCGCACGAGCUGGACGCACCCCACGGCGGACGCCAUCACGCCCGGGCCGUCCAAGAAGAAGAAGGGCAAGAAAUCCGGUCGGUCCGGCGCCUCGCGAGCAGUUCCCGCGCCCGCGCCCGCCGCGCCGGCGUCUCGGCCCGCGCCUGCGCCGAUGCCGGCGCCGGCGCCCGCUCCUGUGUCGGCGGCGGAGCCGUCUGCGCCCGGUGACGCGCAGCCCACGGGGGCGCCGGCGAGGCGACGCCGGACCGCGCGACGCGAUGCCGACGACGCCGACGCCGCGCAAGGCCCGGCGCCGCCCCAGGCGCCAGAUCACGGCGAGGAGAUUACGCCUCGGCCUCCUCUGGCGGACUGCCUGCUGAUGAUCGUCCUCGCCGUCAGUUUGAGGCGUGAGUGGAUUACUCCCGUGACGUUCUACGCGCUGAUUGCCAUCCGGGUGUUUCUAUUUUGA